This is a messenger RNA of Dictyostelium purpureum, 204 nucleotides long. RefSeq lists its product as uncharacterized. Lineage: Eukaryota; Evosea; Eumycetozoa; Dictyosteliales; Dictyosteliaceae. Bases 1 to 204 code for a protein of 67 amino acids. The record is from RefSeq and is a predicted model, not a curated record. The transcript is spliced from 2 exons.
AUGUUUAUAACAAUAAACAAUUAUUAUUCAAUAAAUUAUGGAUCAGAACGUGAAGAGCAAGAGUUGGCAAAUACACCAGCAGAAAAGGAGGCUAUAAAGUUAUUAAGUGGUGAUAAAUCAUAUCGUUCAAAGGUUUAUGGCAAUGAUAAAUCAUUAUCAACUAAUCCAAUUCGAGCCACACCAUCCACAGCAACUCUUUGCUAA